Messenger RNA from Xiphophorus couchianus (Monterrey platyfish), 592 nucleotides. RefSeq names its product sterile alpha motif domain-containing protein 15. NCBI's taxonomy places the organism in Eukaryota, Metazoa, Chordata, Actinopteri, Cyprinodontiformes, Poeciliidae. Bases 131 to 556 code for a protein of 141 amino acids. The transcript has 4 exons. Gene Ontology annotation, molecular function: protein binding. The record is from RefSeq and is a predicted model, not a curated record.
CCAAGCUGCAGAGGAGCCUGCAGGAAAAACAACACACAUUAACCAGCUUAAACGUCAUUUAUCGCAAACAAACAACCGAAACAAUAAUAGUCUCUUAUGAAUAAAUCACAGCAACAUUUUCAGAGGAAAUAUGGAGUUCCUGAAUUGGGACACUGAAGAUGUUGCAAAUUGGGUUGAGUCUAUAGGAUUUUCGAAAUACAAAGAUUGUUUCACCGAGAAUUUCAUCAACGGAAAGAAGCUCAUUCAUGUCAACUGUAACAACUUGCCAAAGCUUGGAGUCACAGAUUUCAGAGACAUCCUGGCCAUCUCCGCUUACGUACGCGAGCUGCUGGAGAUCACAGAGACCCCGUGGAACAACAGCAUCGCUGACCCCCGGCGGGACACCAUGGCCCUGUUCUUGGAAGUAAAGAGCCGCACGGGACGAUGGACCAACUCCCUCACCUACCAGCAGUUCCUGUACUACUUGGAAGACCCGGACGCCGAGCCGGAGGAUGACGAGAACAAGGACGAGAACGAGGACGAGGAUGACUUCGACGACGAGGAAAACCAACAAUAAAGAGCAAAAAAAAUAUAUAAAUAUAUAUAAACAACA